AUGAAGAACCCCAACUCUUCUGCCUGCUCACUGAGUCGGGAAUAUGAGGAAAGCUACCUGCAGGAAGGGGACAUCAUGCUUGGUAUCCUCAUAGAUAUAUUUUCUUUAAUUGAUGAUGAUUUGGAAACCUUUACAGCCCAUCCUGAAAAAGAAUAUUAUGUUUUGUCUGUUUCUAGUUCCCCCUUGCAAUAUUAUCGUCACUUUCUUGCUGCCAUUUUUGCCAUUGAGGAAAUCAACAGCAACCUGAACCUUCUGCCUAAUGUGACCUUGGGAUUCCAUAUCCAUGAUUCCUGGGCCAAUGAGAGAAAAGCCACUAGCAGUACAUUUAGUAUGCUGACAGGGAGCAGUGAUUAUGUGCCUAACUACAAGUGCACCCAGAACAGGAUUCCCAGUGCAUUCAUAGGGCACCUACUGUCUUCUGUAUCUAAUGUCAUGUAUCAGAUCACUAGCAUCUAUGGCUUUCCACAGGUUAGUUACGGAGCUGUGGAUCCUGCAUUCAGUGACAGAAUCCGCUUCCCAUUAUUCUAUCGAACAGUGCCAAGUGAAACUGCCCAGUACCAAGUAAUCAUCCAGCUCAUCAAGGCUUUUAAUUGGAACUGGGUAGGGAUGAUAUCCUCUGAUGAUGAGACGCACCAGAAAGCCAGUGAAGAGAUGAAGACUGAGAUCAUUAAUAAUGGGAUCUGUGUAGCUUUCCUUGUACAGAUAAGUGACAUUGAUGCUACAACUGAUUCUACAAGAUUUUACUUUGCUUUGCAAACCAUAAUGCAGUCAAAUGCCAGAGUUGUCAUAAUUUAUAGUAAAUUAAUUAGCUUAAUGGCAUUUCAUAUCAAUCUUUUAUCUGUAUAUUCAUCAACUAAUGUGGUGUGGCUAAUACUAUCUCCUUUGCCAUCAGCUUUAGAGACAGAAUAUAGUAAUGAGUUUAAUGGAUCCCUUCUUAUACUCUUUCAUCAAGGAAACAUUCCAGGUCUAAAAGACUUUCUUUACAAGGCUGAUCCUUCAAGGUUUCCUAAAGACCCAUUUACUGCUGAAGUUUGGUUACAGGUGUUUAAAUGCCGCUCUGGACAAUAUUUUGCUAAAUCCUCAUUGCAUAUAUGUAAUGCCAAUGAUACACUAACGCAAUAUAACACUCAUGGCCAUGAUAUCAGUAGCUUCAGAUUAACAUACAGUAUGUACAUUGCUGUAUAUGCUGCGGCCCAUGCACUUCAUGCCAUGUAUACAACAAAUCUACCGAAGCCAACACAGUUAAACCAGCACCUCAAGAAAAUCCAUUUCAGAACAAACACUGGGGAUGAAAUUUUCUUUAAUGAGAAAGGAGAAGUUCUGGGGCAUUUUGAUAUAAUAAACUGGAACAUUUUCCAUAAUGAAACAGUGACUACAAGACAUGUUGGGACCUUCAAUUCAUCUCAGUCUCCAGGACUCGCCAUUGACAAAGAGGCCAUUCUUUGGGCAUCUCAUUUUAAUGGGAUCCCUUUCUCAAAUUGCAGUGCCAGCUGUCUCCCUGGUUACAGGAAAGCUUUUGUGGAAGGAAAACACGUUUGCUGUUAUGAGUGUGUUCCGUGCUCAGAAGGAGAAAUAUCCCCAUUGCCAGACAUGGAAAAUUGCCUAACAUGUCCUAAAGACCAAUGGCCUAAUGAGAGUAGAGAUAAAUGCAUCAUGAAAGACAUUGACUUCCUUUCUUACAAGGAGCCUCUUGGUGUGGCCCUAACCACCACUGCUCUAGUUCUGUCUUUUUGCUCAGCUGCAGUUUUUUGCAUCUUCUUAAAACACAAGAAGAGCCCUAUUGUGAAAGCCAAUAACCAGGAGCUCAGUUACAUUCUUCUUCUUUCCCUCAUGCUAUCCUUUCUUUGUUCCUUACUAUUUAUUGGGAGGCCCAAAAAGGUCACCUGUUUGUUAAGACAAACUUCGUUUGGGAUUAUCUUUGCUAUUUGUAUUUCUUCCAUCUUGGGGAAAACCAUUACUGUUAUUAUUGCCUUCACUGCCACUAGACCUGGAAGCCGGCUCAGGAACUAUGUUGGUACCCGGGUCCCUAAAUACAUUCUUCUACUAUGUACACUUCCUGAGGUUUUCAUCACCACAGGCAAAUAUUUAGCAGCGGUGGAGAUAUUUGCCAUCCUUGUUUCCAGUGCAGGACUUCUUGGCCUUAUAUUUAUCCCUAAGUGCUACUUUAUCUUGAUUAAGCAACCAGUUAACACUAGACAUGAUUAA
Xenopus tropicalis (tropical clawed frog) is the source of this 2205-nucleotide messenger RNA. Its product is annotated as vomeronasal type-2 receptor 26-like. Gene Ontology annotation, molecular function: G protein-coupled receptor activity. Gene Ontology annotation, cellular component: plasma membrane; membrane. NCBI's taxonomy places the organism in Eukaryota, Metazoa, Chordata, Amphibia, Anura, Pipidae. Bases 1 to 2205 code for a protein of 734 amino acids. The transcript has 6 exons. The record is from RefSeq and is a predicted model, not a curated record. Gene Ontology annotation, biological process: G protein-coupled receptor signaling pathway.